Molecule: messenger RNA, 3630 nt
Organism: Chironomus riparius
Lineage: Eukaryota; Metazoa; Arthropoda; Insecta; Diptera; Chironomidae
Source: the annotation of a GenBank genome assembly
AAAAGAAAAAGAGGGAAAUGAUGUUGCUGUUUCUGCAGACACACAGCAGUUCAGCUGUGUUUCAGUACUUUGCAAAAUCUCAUAGAGAUUGGACGCGAAAGGAAGAGAAGAGAGGAAAGAUAUUUUUAUUUUUUUUGGUUUUGUGUACGAGAAUUUCUUGAAUGAGGAACAGAAAAAAAUGUUGAAUUGAAAAUUGAAUCGCGACUAGAAUAAAUUAAGUUAGUUCCGAAAAAAAAGUGCAAUAUGGAUCAUAAUAGUGGAAAUUAUUCAUCGCCAUGGGCAGCUGUGCUAGGACAUCAUCAUUCAAUGACAUCUGAUCCGAAUUUUACUCAUGGUCUUCCAAUGGAUUUACAUGUAUCGCAAGGCUUCUCAUACUACAGAUAUCGCGAACAAAUGGAGCCGUUCUGUUGGAAUGAUAGGAAGCCUGUAAUUGAUGCACAAGCAUCGGCUGUUAAUUCACGCAUACUAGAGUUACGAAAAGAAAAAUCACGAGAUGCCGCACGAUCGAGACGUGGAAAAGAGAAUUUUGAAUUUUAUGAAUUGGCAAAAAUGCUUCCAUUACCCGGUGCAAUAACAAGUCAAUUAGAUAAAGCAUCAAUCAUCCGACUAACAAUGAGUUAUUUAAAAUUACGAGACUUUACUGCACAUGGAGAUCCACCAUGGAAUCGAGAGAAUAAGACAAUGAGCAAAAUAUUUAAAAGCAAUUCAGCGUCGAGAAGAACGACAGCCGGAUUAGCAUUAGAAUUAUUUGAACAGCAUCAAGGGACACACAUACUUCAAUCACUUGAUGGAUUUACACUGGCACUUGCUGCAGAUGGACGAUUUUUGUAUAUAUCGGAAACUGUCUCGAUUUAUCUGGGAUUAUCACAGGUUGAAAUGACGGGAAGCAGCAUAUUUGAUUAUAUCCAUCAAGGUGACCAUUCUGAGAUUGCGGAGCAGUUGGGUCUAAGUUUGACGAGUCAAAGUAGCAGCAACAGUGGAAUGACAUCACCAUCAUCAAAUAAUGAAGAACCUAUUGGUACUAACAAUCCUGAUGUUUCAUCACAAAUGUCAUUAAAUGGAAGCAAUUACAAAGGUUAUGAGCGAGCAUUUUGUGUCCGGAUGAAGUCAACUUUGACAAAGCGUGGAUGUCACUUUAAAUCAUCGGGAUAUCGGGUGGUUUUACUACUUUGUCAUCUACGGCCGCAACAUUCCUUUAGUCAUAUGAAAAAAUCAUCUCCACCUUUAAUUGGAAUGACUGCUAUAGCUGUCGCUCUUCCACCGCCAUCAGUCCAUGAGAUUCGAUUAGAAUGUGAUAUGUUUGUGACGCGAAUUAACUUUGACUUUCGAAUAGCGCAUUGUGAGCCAAAAAUUACAGAGCUAUUAGAUUACUCACCCGACGAGUUAGUUGGUGAAAGUCUAUACACACUGUGUCAUGGUGAAGAUGCUGCAAAACUAAGGAAAUGUCACACGGAUUUAAUCAACAAAGGACAAGUCUUAACGCAUUACUAUCGAAUAAUGAAUAAAAAUGGUGGAUAUACGUGGAUACAAACAUGUGCUACGGUCGUUUGCAGUGCUAAAAAUGCCGACGAACAAAACAUUAUCUGUGUCAACUAUAUAAUAACUGGUAAGGAGAAUGCUAACAUGAUAUUAGAUCAAUGUCAACUCGGCAUCAUAAAACGUGAGCCGAUUGUUUAUGCUAAGAAUGACAACGAACCAAAAUCGCCUGGCGAUAACUCACGAAAUCCGCAUGAUCAUAAAAAUGAUAAUAAUAUUAAGCAGAAUUCAAACGAGAAUCCAACAAUGAUUAGAUCAAUGUCUGAUAAUAGUUCAAAUAAUUGUGGCAAUAAAGUUAAUGAGCGGACCGUUCAAAAUUGUGAUGAUGAUGCAUCGAAUUCCACGUCGGGAAAACGAGGUCGUAAACGAAAGGUCAAAGCGGAAGUAAAAGAUGAUUUGCCACCACCUGAAAGUACACCACCGAUGUCAAUGGGUCAUAAUGAGUCUCAUCAUUCAGAUAUAACUGUGAAAGAACUAGAGAAUGUCAUGUCGAAGCAUUUACCUAAAACAAUGAUCCACGAUGGAGCGAGUUCAACAGAUUUCAGUACAGAUUCAUUACUGAGACAUCAUGGCGAUGGAAGUGAUAAAAAUCAAGCAGCACAAUAUGGAAAUACUCAUUUUGCGCAUCAAUCAACAGCUCCAAUGCCAGCAACUGCUUUGCUCCGACAACUUUAUGCAAAUCGCGAGAGCGUGAUUCGAGCAACUUCUCGACCUGCAAAUUACAUGUACAGUGAUAACUCUCAGCAACAACAAUCGCUACCAACACCACCAAAUGAUUCGUAUGAUUCACAAUAUUUACACAAUUCACGAAAAUCGAGUGAAGGAUUUAGCAAUUUACCGUCAUCAUAUGGUGCAUAUUCAUCCAUGGAAUAUAAUAAUGCAAUGACACCGCCAAGUUCUGUCUCACCACGUGACUUGACAAAUCAUAAAUCAAGUGGAAAUUAUGACUACACGAACUUAUCAUCUGGUGAUUCUCGCGUGCAACAGUACCAAACAGGUACAAAUGAUACAAAUUCUCUACCACAUUUACCUUUAAAACCUCAACCAUAUGCAAUUCAUCAAAUGGAUCAUUCAUCGUAUGGUAUUGAACAUCAAUCACAAUAUUUUCCUUAUCAUUCUGGCUUUCACUUGUACCAUAAAAAUAUUUACACGCCGCCAUAAGAUUUUUGUUCGAUGUGAUAAGGCUUAUAUUGGUUUUUCUAUUUUUAUUGGAAAAUUGACGAAAUUAGCUUAAUGUAGUGUUGAGAGUAUUGUUAUGUAAUGAUUUAGAGAUGGGGCUUCUGAUGGAUGUACCGGGUAUAUUAUAGAAUCUUUGGGCUUAUUCUUUUAAACUCUUAAGAUAGACACACUAGGUUUUGACUAGGCUGACUCUAGUCAAAUAAAUUUGUAAGAUUCUAGAUUCUAGUUUGCCAUAACAUUCAGGCUAGCCAUCACUCCUCCAGAAUAAAGCAAGUAAAUGGUUAUUUUUGGGAAUCGAACCAAUAUCUGAACAGAUUUUUCUCAAAUUAUGGUUGGAUGUUAUUGAUUUCUUGCCUAUCCAUUCGGUCACAGACUAUAUUUUCUUGGACUGGCAGAAUCGAUGUAUAAAGAUUGUUCAAAACUCUUAAUAGAUAGGGUUAACAUUUUGAAAGCUAAUUUAGAACCUUUGGCUAAGCCGAUGCCCAAAAAUAUGUUUAAAUACCCACGAAACCAAUUUUUUUCAACUCAACCUGAUUUUUAAAAAUUCCAAAAAAGCUCCCAAUCUAAUUAAAUUAUGGAACAUGUUACAAAUUAUCACUUAAUAAUUCAAUGUAAAGGUAAGAUUUAGCUCAAAAAUUGAUAAUGCUUAAUUAUUAUCAUCAGUGACAAGAGAACAAAAGCGAAAUACGUGCCAAAAUUGUUUGCAUACUCAAAUAAUAAUAUUUUCCAUUUUAAUUCGAUUAUAAAUGAUAAACGAUAAUUAAACACGUAUGUAAAUGUAAUUAUAAUCCCCAACACAUACACACACACUCAUAAAAUGCAAUUUAUUUUGCAUAAAAAAAAUUAUUAAAUUGAAAUUUUCAAUGGUUAAAUUAUUAUGAGAGAGAAAAAUAAAUAAAUAAAUCUAAUUAUAAA